UAAAAUAGUUCCAAUUCUUUUACAAAAACAUUAUAAACCUGAUGGAUGGCUUUUAUUUCUUAUUGGUCAAUUACUGUAUGUAGAUUUUACUAAAUAUGUAUUUCCGCAAGCAAUUGAAAUGUUAUUCAAAGAACUUAAAGCCGAAGACAUUCAUGAAAGACCUCAAGUAUCUGUUAGCUUCAAGAAAGAUACGAACACUAAAAGUCUUAGUACAUAUGUAUUAUCACUGUCAACACCUUCACAAAAUAUUCGUGAAUGGACACAAGAACAAGUACAUGAUUGGCUCAUCAAACAUAAUCUCGUUCAAAUGUCUCGUCUUCUGACGAAUUAUGAUGGUCGAAGUUUGACUUAUCUGCACAAGUAUAUAAAAUAUGGUCAGCCACAACAAAUUUUAAAUAUGCUUCAAGAAGAUUCAAUUCGACGAACAAAUCAAUCUUUAUCAUUAGUAGAAUUAUCUCGUUUUCAUUCUUUAAUGGAUCAACAAAAACGACUCUUGCAAUCAACUUUUUCUGGGCGACAAACAAGAAAGAAUAUAAGCAAUGAUAAAAACAACUCUUAG
Molecule: messenger RNA, 559 nt
Organism: Rotaria sp. Silwood1
Lineage: Eukaryota; Metazoa; Rotifera; Eurotatoria; Philodinida; Philodinidae
Source: the annotation of a GenBank genome assembly